Molecule: messenger RNA, 933 nt
Organism: Trametes versicolor FP-101664 SS1
Lineage: Eukaryota; Fungi; Basidiomycota; Agaricomycetes; Polyporales; Polyporaceae
Exons: 5
Coding region: 1-933 (310 amino acids)
Source: RefSeq, a predicted model, not a curated record
AUGGCCGACACAGGCGUGCAGAAUGAGGAUGGAAGGUCGCGGGCCCUGCCUCUGGACGAGAACCUGUACACGCUGGACGAGGAGACGAGUGGAUUCUUCAUGGCGCAAACCGGCAUCCAAGAUGCUGAGGAGCUUAGGAAGCACCUUUUGCGUGUCCAAGCUGAAGCAUAUGCCGUCUUCCCGUAUCCAUGUAUACGCGGGUUCCUAUUCCUUCAACUAAAGCAAUCACAGCUCCCAGCAUACAAGCGACUGCUCGUCAUGGGGAGGGAACGUCAAGGUGCCAUCCUCUUGGAUAUCGGGUGCUGCUUCGGAAACGACAUUAGAAAGGCCGUCUAUGACGGGUAUCCGAUCGAGAACAUCGUCGGCUCUGACCUGCGAUCCGAGUUCUGGGAGCUGGGCCACGGGUUUUUCAAGUCGACGCCUACCACGUUCCCAGUCCCGUUCAUAGCAGGGGACGUGUUCGACACGGCACAUCUCGCAUCCGUCCCCCCACUCCGCGCUCCGCCGGACGGGCCCAUCCCGGAGCUGUCCACACUUACCUCGCUGAACCCGCUGCGCGGGCACGUCUCCGCGAUCCACGCGUCGGCCUUCUUCCACCUCUUCUCCGAAGAAAAGCAGCUUCAGCUGGCGCGCAAACUUGCGGGGCUGCUCUCGCCCGUGCGGGGGUCGAUGAUCCUGGGCUGGCAUGUCGGGCGGCCGGAGAAGGGCUUCCGGUACGAGGUGUUGCCGCCGCACCGCCAGGGGAACCCGAUGUUCUGCCACAGUGCGGAGAGCUGGAAGGAGAUGUGGGAGGGGCAGGUCUUCGGGAAGGAUGUGGUGAAGGUGGAGGCGGAGCUGCGGGAGGAGGCGGAGAGGCGUGAUUGGAAGGAUAUGCCGGGCGUGGCACCUGGAGCGAAGUUCUAUGCGCUGGUAUGGUCGGUGACGAGGUUGUGA